Molecule: messenger RNA, 9638 nt
Organism: Chlamydomonas reinhardtii
Lineage: Eukaryota; Viridiplantae; Chlorophyta; Chlorophyceae; Chlamydomonadales; Chlamydomonadaceae
Exons: 22
Coding region: 660-8597 (2645 amino acids)
Source: RefSeq, a predicted model, not a curated record
CGUGCUGAUGCACGCAGAUGUGCGAUGCUUGCGAGUGUGGUAACAGUUACAGUGGUGUGCGCAGAACCUGUUUGCAGGUUAUGCAGGUCCGAUGUCUUUUCCCUGUGCGCUUUAUGGCAUGAAGCAGCUGAACGUCCGACGUGUCCCAGAAGUCCGAGCAGCAGCUCGGCCGCUUGGCCACAAAAUUACAAGCAGCAGGCGACAAGUUGAAGGGUUCGCUGUUGCAGUGGACUUGCAAAAGUCACUUGUAACAGGGAUUAGGAGAAAACCGGGGCCGAGCACUCGGCCCGCGUCAUGAACUUCAACUUCUUCAUGCUGCGCCGACCGCUGUCGCGCCAAGCAUACAAAACUACAUUAGUGAGCGUACACUCGUAGUUUGCUACCACUGCAUAUGCCCUGCUCUCGCGAACAAUUUUCCUGUUUUCCCUCCACUCUGUUUUCCCAGAGUGGAGCCACUCUGUGACAUCCUUGCAUAACAGAAGCCUAUAUAGAAGAUGCUAUUAUAGUAGUUCAUCGUCACUUGACAUACUAGUGCAACGAGUCUUCAAGGUGGCGUGGCGACAUUCACUUGCGCAGCCAUUGAAGUAAUGGCAACCACUCAGGCGCGCCAAGGCUGCGGAACGGACGCAAAUCAUGGCACUGCGUCUGCAGCUCAUACAAUGCCAGGUUCCGCCAUCUCCGGCCCUGCUCUUGUACAUUCGACGCGUGUGCGGCGACGGAAAAACCGGCGCGCCCUUCCAUUAAUGACGCUGAUCGUCAUGGGCAUAGCCUGCCUGGGCUCCAUCAUGGCAGCCACAGCAUACGCAGCAGGUGACGUGGAGGAGGAGAGCGGGCUACUGUUUGUGGAGCAGCCGCCCUCCACAGACAGCUCUACCUCAGUCAACUUCUUUAGCAGCAGCAGCAGUCAACUGCCGGCGGGCGGCACGACGUCGAGCCAAUCAACGACCUGCACACAGGGAUCGUGCUGUGAUGUGGUCAUGUAUCCAUCCAACAGCACAGGUCAGCUGAUAGGCGGCAAGGGGCCAGUGGUCACAUGCGGCCGCCAGGCGGCGUGCCUAGGGGUGUACCUGGCGGGAAGCACAUGCAAGGUUCAGGCGGAGGCGGGCACGUCGAAAGUGUACACUUACUGCGAAGUCUGCAUUUUCUGGAGCAACGCAUCUGGUGCAUGCUCCAAGUCGCUGUCGGACACCAUCAGCCACGUGUGCUCAGCGGACCGCCAAUAUGGAGUGGUCCAGGCACCAGGGCAAGCACCCCAGACCUCUGAUACAAACAAGCUCGAGGGAUGGAAAAGCGGCCUGGAUGAUGGCUAUUGCCAAUGGAUUCGAUGGAACACGACCUCGUCGGCCUGGGCGGAGACGCUGUGGAGCGUCAAGGACGGCAGCGGAAGCUGUCUGGCUAACGGCGCCGCGCCUGUCACCAUAGACCUUCCGAGGGGUGCAAACGCAUCUUGCACUGGGCCCAGGCUGACAAGCGGCAACAAUCGAGUAGGCUGUGCCAACGGUAAUCAAGCAAACGAGUGUCUUUGGCGAAUCUGGCUUCCAAGACCAGGUGGUGACGUGAUUCCUUGCACGGCAUCGCCACCCUCGCCCCAACCGCCGGAUCCUCCAAACCCACCAUCUCCGCCCAGCCCUCGGCCGCCGGCGCCGCCCAGCCCCGCGCCACCCACUCCAUCAUCUCCCAAGCCGCCGUUGCCCCCUAGCCCCAAGUCGCCUGUGCCUCCCAGUCCGAGACCACCUUCACCUUCGCCGCCGCAGCCGCCUAGCCCUGCGCCGCCGUUGCCCCCUAGCCCCAAGCCGCCUGUGCCUCCAAGUCCUAGACCACCUUCACCUUCGCCGCCGCAGCCGCCUAGCCCUGCGCCGCCGUUGCCCCCUAGCCCCAAGCCGCCUGUGCCUCCCAGUCCUGGACCACCUUCACCUUCGCCGCCGCAGCCGCCCAGCCCUGCGCCGCCGUCACUUGCACCUCCCAGCCCCAACCCACCUGCGCCGCCCAGCCCCGCGCCUCCCUCGCCGCAGCCGUCUAGCCCCUCGCCUCCAUCGCCGCAUCCGCCUAGCCCUGCGCCUCCGUCGCCUACGCCUCCCAGCCCUGCUCCGCCGGCACCGCCCAGCCCGAAGCCGCCCAGCCCGACGCCGCCGAUACCCCCUAGCCCUAAGCCGCCGGCGCCUCCCAGUCCUAAGCCGCCUGUACCGCCGAGCCCGCGGCCGCCGUCACCACCUCGCCCGCCGCUUCCUCCGUUGCCCUCCAACGACUGCGUGUACCGCGGCUCCUUUGACACCCCGGUGGAUGUUAAGCGCGGCCCUGCGGUCACGUGUGCAGACCAGGCCGCCUGCCUGGACGUGAUCUUUGACGGCUCGCAGUGCGAGCAGGAUUACGCGGAUGUGGACGAGGUGGAGGAUCUGCAGCAGGGCGAUGGGGACAGCAGCAGCACUACUAGUACGGACGGGCAGCAAGGCAGCAGCUCCAGCCGGCGCCGGCGCUUGCAGACGACCAGCAGCAGCGACGACGGCCCAUAUCAGCAGGAUGUGUAUACGUACUGCAAGGUGUGCCUGGCGUGGUCCAACGCCCGUGGCGGCUGCGGCAAAGACACGCGCGACACGCUGAGCCACGUGUGCAGCGCGGACCGCUUCAUGGCCGUUGUGCCAGGGGCGGGCCAAGCGCCUGUGGUGGGCUCCACCAACAAGCUCAACAACUGGGAGAGCGGAGACCAGAACCGCUAUUGCCAAUGGGUGCGCUGGAACAGCAGCAGUACCUGGACCGAGGUGUACUGGAGCAUCAAAGACGGCAACGGCGAGUGCCUUCCUGCCGGCCAGACGGCGCCCCUGUCGGUCACUCUGCAGGGCCUGCGCGCGCAGUGCGGCGGGCGUCGCCGUAUUAACAGCACCACUGUAGCAGGCUGUGACAAGGGCAGUCAGUCCAACGAGUGCCUGUGGCGCAUUGACUUGCCUCUUCCCGGCUCCCCCGACUUUCAGUGCCGUGCGCCAUCGCCGCCCAGCCCGCGGCCGCCGGUGCCGCCUAGCCCUUCCCCACCCGCUCCACCCAGCCCUCGGCCGCCAGCGCCGCCCAGCCCCAAGCCUCCCUCACCGCAGCCGCCUAGCCCCGCGCCGCCGUCGCCUGCACCUCCCAGCCCUCGGCCGCCUGCGCCUCCCAGCCCUGCUCCGCCGGCGCCGCCCAGCCCCGCGCCUCCCUCGCCGCAGCCACCUAGCCCUGCGCCACCGUCGCCUGCGCCUCCCAGCCCUGCUCCGCCGGCGCCGCCUAGCCCCGCGCCGCCGUCGCCUGCACCUCCCAGCCCUCGGCCGCCUGCGCCUCCCAGCCCUGCUCCGCCAGCGCCGCCCAGCCCCGCGCCUCCCUCACCGCAGCCACCUAGCCCUGCGCCACCGUCGCCUGCGCCUCCCAGCCCUGCUCCGCCGGCGCCGCCUAGCCCCGCGCCGCCGUCGCCUGCACCUCCCAGCCCUGCGCCACCGUCGCCUGCCCCCGCGCCUGGCGUGCCUCCGCCAUCGCCUGUUCCGCCCAGCCCUGCCCCCGGCGUGCCUCCGCCGUCGCCUGCGCCGCCCAGCCCCGCGCCUGGCGUGCCUCCGCCGUCGCCUGCGCCGCCCAGCCCCUCGCCUGGCGUGCCUCCGCCGUCGCCUGCGCCGCCCAGCCCCUCGCCUGGCGUGCCUCCGCCAUCGCCCGAGCCGCCCAGCCCCGCGCCUGGCGUGCCUCCGCCGUCGCCCGAGCCGCCCAGCCCCGCGCCUGGCGUGCCUCCGCCAUCGCCUGAGCCGCCCAGCCCCGCGCCUGGCGUGCCUCCGCCAUCGCCCGAGCCGCCCAGCCCCGCGCCUGGCGUGCCUCCGCCGUCGCCUGCGCCGCCCAGCCCCUCGCCUGGCGUGCCUCCGCCAUCGCCCGAGCCGCCCAGCCCCGCGCCUGGCGUGCCUCCGCCGUCGCCCGAGCCGCCCAGCCCCGCGCCUGGCGUGCCUCCGCCGUCGCCCGAGCCGCCCAGCCCCGCGCCUGGCGUGCCUCCGCCAUCGCCUGAGCCGCCCAGCCCCGCGCCUGGCGUGCCUCCGCCGUCGCCCGAGCCGCCCAGCCCCGCGCCUGGCGUGCCUCCGCCGUCGCCUGCGCCGCCCAGCCCCGCGCCUGGCGUGCCUCCGCCGUCGCCUGCGCCGCCCAGCCCCGCGCCUGGCGUGCCUCCGCCGUCGCCCGAGCCGCCCAGCCCCGCGCCUGGCGUGCCUCCGACGUCGCCUGCGCCGCCCAGCCCCGCGCCUGGCGUGCCUCCGCCGUCGCCUGCGCCGCCCAGCCCUGCCCCCGGCGUGCCUCCGCCGUCGCCCGAGCCGCCCAGCCCCGCGCCUGGCGUACCUCCGCCGUCGCCUGCGCCGCCCAGCCCCGCGCCUGGCGUACCUCCGCCGUCGCCUGCGCCGCCCAGCCCUGCCCCCGGCGUGCCUCCGCCGUCGCCUGCGCCGCCCAGCCCCGCGCCUGGCGUGCCUCCGCCUUCGCCCGAGCCGCCCAGCCCCGCGCCUGGCGUGCCUCCGCCAUCGCCCGAGCCGCCCAGCCCCGCGCCUGGCGUGCCUCCGCCGUCGCCUGCGCCGCCCAGCCCCUCGCCUGGCGUGCCUCCGCCAUCGCCCGAGCCGCCCAGCCCCGCGCCUGGCGUGCCUCCGCCGUCGCCUGCGCCGCCCAGCCCCUCGCCUGGCGUGCCUCCGCCAUCGCCCGAGCCGCCCAGCCCCGCGCCUGGCGUGCCUCCGCCGUCGCCCGAGCCGCCCAGCCCCGCGCCUGGCGUGCCUCCGCCAUCGCCCGAGCCGCCCAGCCCCGCGCCUGGCGUGCCUCCGCCGUCGCCUGCGCCGCCCAGCCCCGCGCCUGGCGUGCCUCCGCCGUCGCCUGCGCCGCCCAGCCCCGCGCCUGGCGUGCCUCCGCCGUCGCCUGCGCCGCCCAGCCCCGCGCCUGGCGUGCCUCCGCCGUCGCCCGAGCCGCCCAGCCCCGCGCCUGGCGUGCCUCCGACGUCGCCUGCGCCGCCCAGCCCCGCGCCUGGCGUGCCUCCGCCGUCGCCUGCGCCGCCCAGCCCUGCCCCCGGCGUGCCUCCGCCGUCGCCCGAGCCGCCCAGCCCCGCGCCUGGCGUACCUCCGCCGUCGCCUGCGCCGCCCAGCCCCGCGCCUGGCGUACCUCCGCCGUCGCCUGCGCCGCCCAGCCCUGCCCCCGGCGUGCCUCCGCCGUCGCCUGCGCCGCCCAGCCCCGCGCCUGGCGUGCCUCCGCCUUCGCCCGAGCCGCCCAGCCCUGCCCCCGGCGCCACUCCGCCGUCGCCCGAGCCGCCCAGCCCCUCGCCUGUGCCUCCAUCGCCUGCGCCACCUAGCCCGGAGCCUCCGAGCCCUACGCCUACGGGACCUCCAAACCCUGCUCCUUACUCGCCCUCGCCACCUACCCCUGCGCCGCCGUCGCCUGUUCCACCCAGCCCUGCGCCGCUGGAACCUCCAAAUCCCACACCUGCCUCGCCUGAGCCUCCCAGCCCUUCCCCGCUAUCGCCAACUUCCCCCAGCCCUGCGCCUGUGGAGCCUCCGAGCCCCGCGCCUCUCUCACCAGAGCCGCCUAUCUUAGCGCCACCAUCGCCGGCACCGCCCAGUCCCGCGCCUUUGACGCCGCCCAGCCCAUCUCCGUUGCCUCCACCAGUUACGAUUUGCGCAUCUUGCGUGGAAUUCCAGCUGAGUAACAGCCCUUUCGCAUCGACUUCCUUCACGUUUGAUUCAAGCACAUGUGCCAGCCUGGAGGCCUUGGUUGCUGACGAUCUUGACCUACUUCUUACUGGGAGCGGAUUGGUAGUUGAGACGCCUUUUGCGAUCUCAAUAUGUGAUUCGACCGCCGUUCGUAUUUGCGGGGCUUAUAGCCCUUCGUCGGUCAUUGACAUAUCACUUGAUCUGGAGCUUUGGCUGGAAGCUGCAAGCGCAAGCAAUGUCUGCAACGGGGUGUCCAUCCGUGCAGGGGCCAUUUUAGACCCGAACUUUACUACCGGCUCUGCUUCACCUGUAUGUUUGACUGGAGCUGCGCAACGCGACUGUGCGCUCGAAUUGCCGCCCUCUCCGGACCCUCCGUCUCCCGAGCCACCCUCUUCGCCGGCUCCGCCGCCACCGGCCACCAUUGCCUCAUUCUUACCUCCACCGCCUCCUCCACCGCCACCUGAGAGCCCGCCGCCACCACCUCCACCGCCACCCGAUACCCCGCCACAGCCUCCACCUUCGCCGCCGCCACCGCCACCCGACGCUCCUCCUCCACCCCCGCCGGAUGCGCCGCCCCUGCCCCCAAGCCCGCCUCCACCACCUUCACCACCUCCACCUCGCCCGCCGCCGACCGGCCAGGGCCUUUUUGGGCAGCCCCCUCUUCGAAACAUUCCGCCGUUUGCGCCGGAUGCACCACCGCCCUCAGCACCGCCGCAAGAUUGUGCUUAUAAAGGCCCAUCCACCGCUACGGACGGGGCCCCUCCUGGAUCUCGGUCGUGUGGAAUGCAGGCCUCAUGCCUAGACGUCAUAAUGGACUCCUCGGAAUGCAUGUACCGUACAACAACCGGUCGCAAGUAUUUGUAUUGCCCCGUGCACUUGACGUAUCCGCGUGAGGGGAGCAUGUGCGAGAUUACCUCCGCCGCGAGGGCGUCAUCACCGCCGCCCAGCGGGCGCAACCGCGGCGGCAGCACCACUGCCGCCGGCGGUGACACCAGGGCCAGCACGGGCGCCAUCGUUGCGGCGGGCAGCAGCAGCAGUAGCAGCGCCGGAACCAGCGCCGUCGAGAUUGUCGAAAUUGACAUCGCCUACUCAGACGUGCUCGUAUGCGCCGGGGACCGGCUGGGAACCGUCAUCGAGGGCCCCGGCGGAGUGCCUGUACCCGGGGGCGUCAACCAGGUCAUGUGGCUUCCCUCGUCCAACUACACGCAAUGGGCACGCUGGGAAGCUGACGAUCUGUCCCCUGCGCUGAUCACGUUCUCCAUCCGCAACGGCAACAAGGCAUGCGCGGCAAACAGCAACCCGACCCAGAUCCUGGUCAACGGCAUGACGGCCACGUGCAGCAAUCCACGCUAUGAUCCAGACAGCGGCGCAGUGGCAGGCUGCCAGUCCAAUGACGGCACCGUAUUUAACGAAUGCCUCUGGACCAUCACCGUCCCACGCCCCGGCGGCAUUGGCUGGACGUCUGCCGUGUGCGUAAGAGACUCGCCCAGCCCGCCCUCCCCCGCACCCAGGCCACCGCCGCGCCCCGGCGCCAGCCCAAACAUCCGGGCGCCUGCUGCUCCGCCCGACCCCUGCGUGCUUCAGGGUCCUUCCAGCGAUGGGGGCGGCCUUUCCAACGCAAUCGCAUGCGGCACCCAGGGUUCGUGCCUGGACAUCUACUACAACAGCGCCGACUGCAAAUACCAAACCCUGAGCGGUGAUCCGUUCGCUUCCCAGCAGUACUUAAUGUGCCCAAUCUGCCUAACCUUUCCUCGACCGGGAUCGCCUUGCGCGCUGAAUGCGCUCACUCCUAUUGACUACGUGUGCGCCGGCGAUGAGAACUCCCUCGUGAUUGACGGCGUGACGGGGCAGCCAGUCGUGGGUGGCGGGAACAUCAAGCGCGGCUGGGAGGAGGGCACGCGCUACUGCCAAUGGGCGCGAUGGUCCAGCGACGACAUGGCCCCACAGACAAUCGCAUUCAGCAUCAAGAAUGGCGCCAACCGUUGCAUACGGCGCAACAGCAUCGACAUUACAGUGCGCGGCUUGACGGCGUCAUGCGGCGCACCCCGUGUAAACCCAUUCAAUGGCUUCGCGGGCUGCGCGGGCAAUGACGACGUGGACAAUGAGUGUCUGUGGAACAUCACGGUGCCACGCCCCGGUGGAGUGGGCUGGACAGGGAAUGUGUGCGUCACGCCGCCGCCACCCAUGCCACCGUCUCCAAAGCCGCCACGCCCGGGCGCGAAGCCCAGCAAGGGCAAUCCGCCCGUACCGCCCUCUCCGACCCCUCCGCGCCCGCCCAAGCCAGUUGCAAAGCCUGGAGGCAGAAGUCCAGCCAACCUCGUCCCACCACCGCCACCACCGCCCUCUUCGCACCGAAUACCGUUUCCUUUCUGCGCGUGCAAGAAGCGGAGCCCUCGCAACGCGCCCUAUCGGCUCGUGUACCGCAACACUACACAGCUCGCGACGCUCUCUGACGGUUUGGCUCGGAAGCGACACUGCUUCUCAGUCGAGGUGACGCCUUGUGACGAGACAACCUCCUGCUGCGGCAUGGGCAUAAAAAAGAUCGAAUUGUUUGCCAGGAAUGAGUGCCGCAAGUCGGUUCGUCUGGUGCUGGUUGACGGGAUGAGCGUCAGCUGGUCGUUUACCCAGGACGUGUUCCAAUCUGCCACCUACACCACCUUCAAGCUGCCCACACUGACCAUGAGCCGCGUGGACGUGGGCAGUGGCUUCGACGUGUGCAUGCAGGUCAUAGAGCCCUGCGCCAGCCUGGAGGACUUCUGCUGGGGCGACUCCGGCAGCUGCAGAUCAACAUUUUUCUCGCUGGAUGAGCAAUGCUGUCCCACGGGUGAUACCGUGUUUGGCGCCGCGCCAUCCAGGAGCCCAGAUCCCGAGGGCGCGCCUCCCCCCGUCAUGGAGGUGGAGGUCGGUCGCAGACUUCGCAGGGCCACCUAGCAAUGUUACAUUGCCUUGAGUAGUUUAUCCUAGAGAACUGGCAGGAGGGGAUGAUCUAAGCGCCCGAAUGUACGAUGGCUUGGAAGUGAGCUUCUUAUUUUGGGUGCACUUAUGUGUGUCAUCGAUGUUAGUGAUUACCUCUGGACUGCAGUGUUGAUGUCGGGGUGGAUCCAUGGACGGAUGUACAUUGGCAGCAAGAAUGUUGAUUGCCCCCUUACUUACUUUCCUUUAUUCCAGUGUAGCGGUUAGCACAGUUUAUUCAGGGCGGGUGGGCCUUACCAACACAGCAGUCCGCCAUCCAUCAUGCAAUGGGCCAAGGGGUUUGUUUGUGUUACUACGUACGUACGCACUACAGCAUAUUAUCAGCGCCACAAAACGCACCUCUUCCAAUUGUGUGUGUGUGUGUGUGUGUGUGUGUGUGUGUGUGUGUGUGUGUGUGUGUGUGUGUAUGUGUGUAUGUGUGUGUGUAUGUGUGUGCGUGUGUGUGUGUGUGUGUGUGUGGAUGUGUGUGUGUGUGGAUGUGUGUGUGUGUGGCGCCCGUUUGUGGUGAUUAUUAAACUCUUCUGAACAUCGAUAGUAACGCAGACUGUAAGAUGUGUUACUCUAGAAUGACUUGUUGUGUGUGGUUACAAGGUGGUGAGCACGACGUGCAUUCCUGUCCUUGUAGAAACCGAGGCCCGGGCCGGGGGGCCCUUAUAACGCCUGACUUAUGUGAACGUGCGUGUGUUUCGAGCUCAUCUACAUACCCGCAUUGCUUGCCCGCAUUGUCCUGGCCUGCUGCGGCAGCAUAUCCUUAAUUGCCUUUUUAUGAAGGCGGCCAUCGUGUUACAUAUUAUAAACUUAUAAUACCGCCCAAAAAUUAUGAAGGGUUCUGUGUAAGCUAUCAUAGCUGGCAGGUAGGCAACAGGCACAAGUAUGGUGAAGCUGAUGUGGUUUCCAACCGUCCUCGCUCUGCAUCCGCCGGCCGUGCGGAGUUGGGACCGGCGGCGCCUGUCAACCCAGGGCCGGCCCCCGGCUCUCCUUGUGUAAUUGUAUCGGUCC